AGAACAGAGGAGGAGGAGAGAAAUGUGAGACAGAACUAUCAGGAAAAGGUUAAGAAGGACUUUCCAGUAAAGAGGGUAGACUCAAAAAGAGGAGUUUUGUGCUGCUGUCUUCUGUGAAGUUCCUGGAGUGAAACACGUGAGAGGUGAAGGUUUAAGAAUCAGAUGUGGAGGCAGAGUGUGAGAAUGUCACAGAGGUCUCUUUUCCUCUUUCUGGGAAUCACUGCAGCCACUGUUCUUAUAGCUCAAGGCUCAUGGAAAAGAGACCACAAAGAGUAUGAACCUGCUGUCUACCACUCUGAAGAAAACUAUGAGUGGACCACAUGGUUCAAUGUUGAUCACCCGGGAGGCCGUGGAGACUACGAGCAGCUGGAUGCCAUUCGCUUCUACUACCGUGCUCGAGUUUGUGACACUCCACGGGCAAUUGAAGCCAGAACCACAGAAUGGGUCCCGGCCCGUGAAACUGGGGAAACAGUUCACGCAGACCCAACUGUGGGUUUCUGGUGCCUCAAUGAGGAGCAAGGUCCUGAACGCAACUGCUCCAACUACGCAGUCCGUUUCCUCUGUCCCAAAGAUAGCAGUUUAAAUAUUUAUGGAACCUGGGGUCCAUGGUCAGACUGGAGCCCAUGCCCCGCUCUCUGUGGCCAAGUGGCCGUGCAACUUCGCUAUCGAAACUGCCAAUCUCAAUCCAUGCCUUGUAGUGGGCUUAAAAUUGAUGGGAAACCAUGCAAUGGACCCGAGUGCAUAAAGACAGAUUGUUCCUUGAAGUGUGUGAUGGGGAGAGUGAACGCUGACUGUGAUGCAUGCAUGUGCGAGGAGCACAUCCUCUUGGGUUCUGUACGCAGUGCUGGUGGUCUCAUUGCUGAAGGGGCUGCAAUCCUUCGCUUGGGCAAACUCCUGACCAUUACGGAUCACAAUGGACAUUUCCGUGUUCCUGGUAUCUGCCCCGAUGGCAACACAACCUUGACUGUCAGCCUACAAGGUCAUGCCAUCCUUAAUGUUGUUGUGCCCAGCAGCGCUGAACGCACCUCAGUUCUAAGUGUCCAGCUGAAAAGAGCUGAGAAACUUCAUGUGUUGAGUAACCCUGAGAGCAAGGCCAGAAGGGAGGGGCAAAGUGCUGCCUUCUGCUGCAAAGUGACAGGAAGCCCACAGCCAGAAAAGUACCAAUGGUUUCAUAACAACAGCCUCAUGGAGAUGCAGUCUGACAGCAUAUUAGUCCUGAAAGAUCUUCGCGCUGAGCAGGCUGGAGAAUACUACUGCAGAGCAAGUGGUCCAUCUGGAGCCAUUAAGACCAAACCAGCAACUUUAAGAAUCAUAGGCAGAGAUGAGCAUUCAUGCAACCCGAUGCCUGAAUCUCACCUCAUUCGACUUCCACAUGAUUGCUACCAAAACAGCACAGACUCAUUCUACUUUGAUGUGGGAAAGUGUCCUUCAAGUGCAUGUGCUGGACAGCUGGACAAUGGCAUCAGGUGCAAAGACAAAGUGGCAUACUGCUGUGGUGUGGCAGAGAUGGAGGAAAGGCAGCUAACAUGCCAGGGCUAUCAACUGCCCACCAUGGUGGUGACCAAGUGUGGCUGUCAGAAAUGUGUGAACACCAAGGCCAUUGUGCAUGGUAGGGCUAUUGCUGCAGAUAAUGGUGAGCCAAUGAGGUUUGGUCACAUCUUCAUGAAUGGAAAAAGAAUUAGUCGCACAGGCUACAAAGGUACCUUCUCCAUCCAAAUCCCUCCAGACACUGAAAGGUUGGUGUUGACUUUUGUUGACAACAUGCAAAAAUUUGUUAACACGACAAAGGUGCUUCCAUUUAAUACCAAAGGGGGAGCUGUUUACCAUGAAAUCAAACUUCUACGAAAGAAAGCUCCUGUGACCAUCAGCCCCUCCGAAACCAACACUCUGGAGCUUGGGGAGGUAGAAAACCAGGAGGCAAUGGUCCAAAUUGAGAUUCCUCCUCAUUCAUUCUAUAAGGAGAAUGGAGAAGUUUUCACUGGGAAUGUCAAUGCAAGUGUGACAUUUCUCGACCCCAGAGAUGUCUCAACAGCUACUGCUGCUCAAAGUGAUCUCAAUUUUAUAGGAGAUGAAGGUGAUACCAUACCACUGAGAACCUAUGGGAUGUUUUCAGUUGAUUUCAGAGGCGAAGAAAACAAUGAGCCCCUGAAUGCAGGUGAGGUGAAGGUGUUCCUGGACUCUGCUCAGGUGAAGAUGGCAGAGCAUCUCAACAUCAUGAAGCUGUGGUCACUGAACCCUGAAACAGGCCUGUGGGAGGAGGAAGGUAGUCUGCAGGUGGAGAGAAAAAAAAGAGGCAAAAGGGAGGAAAGGACAUUUUUGAUUGGUAACAUGGAGAUCAGAGAAAGACGUCUGUUUAACCUGGAUGUCCCUGAGAACCGCAGAUGUUAUGUAAAAGUGAGGGCCUUCCGCAGUGAGCGCUUUAUGCCCAGUGAGCAGGUGGAGGGUGUGGUGGUGAGUCUUAUAAACAUGGAGCCAACGGCUGGCUACUCUACCAAUCCACGUGCCUGGGGUCGAUUUGAUAGUGUCGUCACUGGCCCAAGUGGAGCUUGUCUUCCAGCCUUCUGCGAUGAACAAAGACCUGAUGCCUAUUCUGCAUAUGUGAUGGCCAAUUUAGGAGGGGAGGAACUGGAGGCUGUCCCAUCUGCUCCCAAAUUCAACCCUAGCCUCAUUGGAGUGCCUCAGCCCUAUCUAAGAAAACUGAACUACAGGAGGACCGACCAUGAGGACCCCAGAGUGAAAAAAACAGCUUUCAGUAUCAAUGUAGCAAAGCCAAUUCCCAACACAGCUGAGGAAGCCAACGGACCGGUGUAUGCAUUUGAGAACUUGAAAGAAUGUGAAGAGGCCCCUUUCAGUGCAGCACACUUCCGUUUCUCAAGGGUGGAAGGAGACCGUUAUGAUUACAAUACUGUGCCUUUCAAUGAAGAUGACCCAAUGAGCUGGACAGAGGAUUACCUGAGUUGGUGGCCUAAACCCAUGGAAUACAGGGCAUGCUACAUCAAAAUCAAAAUCAACAGCCCACAUGAGAUUAAUGUGCGGUCCCGCAACAUGGGUGGCACCCAUCCCAAGACAGUAGGUCAGCUGUAUGGUCUCAGAGACACUCGCAGUAUCCGUGACAUGGACCACUCAAAUGUUUCAGCUGUGUGCUUGGAAUUCAAGUGCAGCGGGAUGCUGUAUGAUCAAGACCGUGUAGAUCGUACCCUAGUGAAAGUGAUACCACAAGGAAGCUGUAAGAGAGACUAUGUGAAUGCAAUCCUUCAGGAGUAUCUGGUCAACCACCUGCCUUUAGCCGUCAACAAUGACACCAAUGAGUUCACCAUGCUGGCCCCUCUCGAUCCUCUUGGUCACAAUUAUGGAAUCUAUACAGUGACAGACCAGGAUCCCCGCACAGCCAAAGAGAUUGCACUUGGACGCUGCUUUGAUGGUACCUCAGAUGGCACAUCUCGGGUCAUGAAGACCAACGAAGGCGUAGCACUGACGUUUACUUGUGGAGACCGUGAGGUGACACGCCAGAGCGUCUUCCAAGCCCUGCAGAGUUCUCAAAGUCAGACAGUUACAAGUGUUGUAAGAGGAGAGAGCAGAAAAACCAAACACCGGCAGAGGGCCAACUCACCCAGUAGCAGCCGUAAACGUAGCACCAGAAAUCCUGUAAGAAGUCAUGGACGGGGCAGAAGCUAAACAACAGCUAAGAUCGAGGCUCUACAUGGUGACCAACACCUACAAUUAGCUCUGGAAAUAAUUGGACACUGACAGUUUUUGCUUCAUAAACUCUUUACCAAAACUUAUUCAAGCUUCAGUUAUAUAGUUAAUAUGGACUUAAAGUGCAGACUCUAUGCUUUUAUAUGCGUGUAUAAACAUCCAAAAUGGAGUAAGGUCCCAGGGGUUAUGUUUUUUAAUUAUAAAUAACUUUUUUUUUUCAGGGACCCAUUUGAAAUUUGACAAAUUUGCAUAAAGGUAAAUAAAAUGUGCAUUUUUAAUAAAUUGUCAAGAAUACUUUACAGGCAAGGGCUGCUUGAAGAAAUCACUUACAAGCAUUGCCUUAAAUUUUCAUUGAACAUUUUUGCCCGAACCAAUUUUUAAUGGAUUGAGAUCAGUGAUUAACUUGGUUAUUGAUGACAGUCAGUUUAUCUCAUUGACCCAAAUAAUAACUAAAUAUCAGGAUAUCAUGAUACUCCUUACUAGUUAAUUUAUAUAUGAAUCAUAAAGCUGAACCUGCCAUACUGACUGAAUGACAAACUUCACUGUUUUAUUGAACAGUUCCAUCCAUUUCUCAAAGGCAUCCUAAUCAGGUGCCCGAGCCACCUCAUGUGGCUCCUCUUGAUGCAGAGCAGCAGCAGCUCUACUCUAAGCCCCUCCCGGACGACCAAGCUCUUCACCCACCCUCUAAGGGAGAGCUCGGCCAUCCUGUAGAGGAAUCUGAUUUUGGCCACUUAUUUACAAUCUUGUGCUUUGUGUCACCACCCACAGCUCGUGAUCAUAGGUGAGGACAGGAACACAGCUGUAAAAGUAAAACUUUAUCAGUGCCCAAAUAUAUCCUGAUCUAAAUUGUACCUAGAAGAUGAGAUAGGGUGGAGUUUUGUUGUAAUGCUUUUGCUCAAUGUUUUAUGCCUUUUUUCUUUUCUUUCUGAAUACUGUAUAAGCAAACUAUGUAAACUAUAAUAGCAAACUUUACAUUUUCAAAUUUAGUCUAGUAAACAUUUACUUGAAAUUGUAAAUAGAGUAUUUAUUUCACAGGGCUUACAGAGUUGAACUUUCGCUUUCAAGUUUAUUUCAUUGAUGAAAAAUAAGGACCAAAACAACUUUUCCUUCUGACCAGUGAUUUAUUAAAUUAGAUACUUAAAAAAACAGCUGUAUCUUCAACAUUUUAUGUAUCCAAUUGUCCAAGUAACAUUGAAACUGGUCAAUAGCUAGAAAAGAAAAGGAUAAAUAAGCCCCUUUCAACUGACUGUAGCCCAUAUGAAGACAUGGCGGCGUGAAGCCAUAAGCCCCCGCUCCUCAUCACACUUGAUACAAGCCUGCAGAAGCAACAAUUAGGAGACCAGUUGUAGCAAGUUAGUCCACUUGCCUGAUCUAUACUUUUUCUGCAUUAGUAGAAAU
Molecule: messenger RNA, 5094 nt
Organism: Melanotaenia boesemani (Boeseman's rainbowfish)
Lineage: Eukaryota; Metazoa; Chordata; Actinopteri; Atheriniformes; Melanotaeniidae
Product: cartilage intermediate layer protein, nucleotide pyrophosphohydrolase
Exons: 9
Coding region: 163-3675 (1170 amino acids)
Source: RefSeq, a predicted model, not a curated record